Messenger RNA from Adineta steineri, 2006 nucleotides. The record is from the annotation of a GenBank genome assembly. Lineage: Eukaryota; Metazoa; Rotifera; Eurotatoria; Adinetida; Adinetidae.
AUGAGUGAUAAAGAGCCACUAUUAAAACAAUAUAACACAUUACAUAGUAACAAUGAUAGCGGUAAUCAAAAUAAAAGUUUUUCUGAUUGGCGUCAAUAUUUCAAUCAGCAAAAGACUGAUACUAGGGAUAAAAAGUCAAAUGGUGAGAUCAAACAUACUACUAAAGAUAUCCCAGUCAGCAUUUUUCAAUUGUUUCGAUUUGCUGAACGUAUUGAUAUUCUUCUUUUAAUUCUUGGUCUGUGCUUCAUGUUAGGGCAUGUAGUUGGUGCUGUCUCGAAUGUACUUCUUUUUGGUCGAAUCACGGGAUUAUUUGCCACUACAUCAUUUGCUGUUGAUUGUGAUAAUCAAUAUCAAAAUUUAGCAUCUACAAUUAUCAAUAAUACUGUAUGUCCUUUUGGUAUUGAACUUAAUCCAUUAAAUUAUGAUCGAUUAAAUAAGCUAUGUCAUUAUGAUAAUAAAAUUAUUUCAUCCACAUUAGCUCCAUUAACACCUUUAUUUCAUGAGAAUGUGAUGCAUCUAGUUUAUUGCUUUUUCGGUUUCAGUAUUCUUACAUAUGUAAGUGCUUCUCUUGAAUAUUUCUGUUGGACAGUUGCUACGAAACGGCAGACAUCUCGUAUGAGUGCUUUACUAUUACGAUCACUUAUUCAACGAAACAUGACUUACUUGGAUACAAAUCAAAUUACUCAAUACAAUACGACGCUUUUUACUAAUAUUGAAAAGAUCAAAAACGGAAUAGGCUUUGAAUUCUUAAUGCCAAUUGCAGUUAGUCUACACGUGAUUGUCAGUAUAAUCGUAUCUUUUAUUGUCAAUUGGCAAUUGUCUUUAAUUAUGUCUUGUAUAAUUCCAAUUAUUUGUGGUAGUUCAUUGAUGUUUGCUAAGGUCGUCACUAGAGAAACAAAAGAACAGUUACGUACAUAUUCAAAAGCUGGACAAAUCGCUCAAGAAGUGUUUAGUUCAUUAAGAACUGUUCUUUCAUUCAAUGGAAGCCAAUCGCAACAAAAAAAAUAUGAAAAAGAAUUAAAAUUAAAUGAAUGGCAUACCGUUCGCAAAGAUGCUGCAUUUGGUGUUUUUACUGGUUGGUUAUUUUUUAUGAACUUUGCAGUUUAUUCAAUUGGUUUUACUUUUGGUGCCAUUCUUAUGUCUUAUGGAAAUCAUCGUACAGUAACCAUUAGUGAAAUUCUUGUUGUUGUAAGUAUGUUUGCACAAGGUUUAAGUCUGUUUAAUCAAAUGGGACCUUUCUUCCAAUCAAUUUCGGAAGCUCAAGGUGCAGCGGUAUCUGUAUUUCGACUUAUUGCUGAGGCACAUGAUGAAAAUCUGAAUGAAAGAGAAAUAUUGGAAGAAAACAUAUCUGAUGAAAGAUCUAUUCCAAAUAUCAAUGGUAAUAUUGAAUUUGACAAUGUUAGUUUUUCUUAUCCAUCUAGAGAAAAUGUAACAACUUUGAAUAAUCUUAAAUUGAUUGCUCGUGCUAAUCAAACAACUGCUCUUGUAGGUUCAAGUGGUUGUGGAAAAAGUACAUGUGUAUCACUUCUUCUUCGCUAUUAUGAACCUUCUUCAGGCAGAAUUAUGAUUGAUGGUCAAUCAAUUACAGAUCAUAAAAUCAAACAAUUUCGUCAAAAUAUUGGAGUUGUUAGUCAAGAACCUAUUCUAUUUGGAUUAAGUAUUUAUGAAAAUAUUCGUUUUGGUAAAUUGAAUGCAACACGUGCAGAGAUUGAACAUGCUGCAGAACAAGCCAAUGCACAUAAAUUCAUUAUGAAAUUACCAAAUAAAUAUGAAACACUUGUUGGUGAACGUGGUAUACAAUUGAGUGGUGGUGAAAAACAACGUAUUGCAUUAGCUCGUGCACUUGUCAAGCAACCCAACAUUCUUUUGUUAGAUGAAGCAACAAGUGCACUUGAUAAUGUUAGUGAAAGAAUUGUUCAAGAAGCACUGGAUCGAGCAUGCAAAAAUCGUACAACUAUUGUUAUUGCUCAUCGUUUGACUACGAUUCAAAACGCUGAUUAUAUCUA